AUGGUGAUUCUGAAAGCUUUUAAAGAUGAGUUGGAGGCGAGGUUGAUGAUCACCCCAACUAACACCGACAACGACGGUAUCACGAAACAGGUCGCAGAAUCCGUGCCCAAACACGCUUCCUCUCUGUCCCACGCGACGGCUGGCGGUCGCCGCGCCCGAUGCGCCGUUUCAUCAUCGGGGCCAAGGUUGUUGCCAGAGCCCACGAGGUCGUUGCCAGGAAGGUUAAAAGAGAUCCUCUGGCUGGAGAGGAAGAGUAGGAGGGCAAAGGAACGUCAGAAGUUGACGGCGUUGUGGGCAGGAGCUGGAAGUGUUGGGAUUGGGUACCAGCGGCCGUGGGAGGCGUCGUGGUAUUGGCCCCAGAUUCCCGAUGGAUCAAGUUCCAACGAACCACGUUCGUGCAACAAUACCAGGAUGAACCAACGGUCCAAGACCCAACUCGGAGCACCCCAUAUCUGCAUGAGACUGUACACAAUUGUCGGCGGCCGUUCCGAUUUAAGUCUCGGCCCCGUCAACACUCCCUUCCAAGUUCUUUCAACUUUGCGGCUACCGGACGACGGAGGACAUGAAGCUAGCUUGUGGGAUGCAAUGGGACAAUGCUGGGUUGACUGCUCUCAAUGCUGCUAUGGAUGGGGAUGCAGGAGGCGUCUCGUGGCUUCAAAGGGGUUAAAACCUUCCUGUGGGUCAAAAUGUCAAAAGUCAAAUGUCAACAAGAUGUCUUCCCCGCCAAGUCCCCACAACCCCCGCUAUCGACGGCCCGCGCUCACCCGGCUCACCCAGCUCACCUACUUGAUCACAGGUAGUUAUUUCCACACGCCAACGAAGCAGCAACAACCUCCUCGCAUCAUGCAUGGCAGCGUUGAGCGCCUCGGUAGCCGCCACGCGAUCAGCUACAUGCAUAUGCCAUUGUUAGGAGUUUUAACCUUUGGUGAUUCCGUUUUGUCCCGUGCAAUUGUCGCUUGGAGCAGUUUUCGCCCAAACUGGCCGUGCAGAGCGCAGCCACACAAUGCGAGGGUGUGCGUUGAGCGCUGGCACUGGCACCACUGCGGGGCCGCCAGACUCCACGGCCUAGAAAGCCUCGCUUUUCCUCCCGCUUUAGGUUCUGCCGCCACGCUUGUGAACACCCGUCUCCCCCCGCCAAGUCGUCCGAACUGGCUGUCGACGACAGCGUCAAAGCGGCGCUCGACCGCUCUUGCCCAUUUCAUUCCAUAUUUCCGGUACCCGAUCAUCCGCCACAUCCCUCUUUUACUUCCAACAUCGUCGACCAGCGAAGCCGCCUUUGCUGAAAGCCCCCGAAAAGUCGAAUUCGAAUCUCUCCUCCGCGUCUUCCGCGACUGCCACUAUAUUACCCUACCCUAUACGCCGGCCCUUCCGGCUCUGCUGCCAAUCCCAACCGACGUGACAGCCAAUUCCUGUCAGGAUUUCCCUUCCGCGACGCGCCGAUCUUCAUCUCCGAACCCCGUUACUCGACCGCCGACAAGAUGCGUUUCCGGCAGACUCGGCAUGUCCUCUCCGAAGCCGUACCUGUCCUUUGACACAGAAGACAUCAAGGCACUCAAGCACGAUUGGCUGACGGAUAGUGCCAUCGCGUUCUGGGAAGAGUGGCUUGAGCGAGAAGUCUUGCCCAAAUAUCCGCAGGCCCGGAUUAUCCUCCUUCGUCCCGUGGUCUCUCAUCUCUUGAUGCAGACGACCGACCUCAAAAACGACGCUUCCGCCUUGCCCGACUUCCGUAAGGUCACACAUAUCUUCCUGCCAAUAAGUGACAGCCGCGACCGUUGGAACGCCGACAGCGGGAGCCAUUGGUCCCUUCUCCUUGUGUCCGUGAUCGACCGGGUAGCAUUCCAUUACGACUCCCUCGGAGGCUCUAACUACUCGGCCGCGAAGAGGGGAGUAGAUCGCCUCAGCAUUGUGCUGGGUCUCCCCCUGCGGUUUCAUCAGCUAGAAGACACUCCCCAGCAGGAAAAUAGCAAAGACUGUGGCGUCUUUGUCUGCAUAUUGAUGAGACACCUGCUGAUCAAGCGCCUUCUCAACGCGAACGCUCAUGAAAAGGUGUCAAUGUCGAUGGCGGGGAAGAUGGUUGACAGCCGCGGCGGGAGGAAAGAAAUGCUGCGAAUUGUUGAGUCAUUACGGAAGGAGGGCGAAAGACGCCGGAGCGCCAGCCCAUUUGCCAGUUCGUCCAACGAGCCACCGCGCAUCGACUAG
Messenger RNA from Chaetomium globosum CBS 148.51, 2199 nucleotides. RefSeq lists its product as uncharacterized. Lineage: Eukaryota; Fungi; Ascomycota; Sordariomycetes; Sordariales; Chaetomiaceae. Bases 1 to 2199 code for a protein of 732 amino acids. The record is from RefSeq and is a predicted model, not a curated record. The transcript has 9 exons. Gene Ontology annotation, molecular function: cysteine-type peptidase activity; deNEDDylase activity. Gene Ontology annotation, biological process: proteolysis.